This is a messenger RNA of Maylandia zebra (zebra mbuna), 3134 nucleotides long. The record is from RefSeq and is a predicted model, not a curated record. Lineage: Eukaryota; Metazoa; Chordata; Actinopteri; Cichliformes; Cichlidae.
GGUAAUCCUGGACCUCCUGGUCCUGCUGGUCCUUCCGGUAAAGAUGGACCCAAAGGCGUGAGGGGAGAUGGUGGACCUCCAGGCAGACAGGGUGAUGCUGGGCUUCGUGGUCCCGCUGGAACUCCCGGAGAGAAGGGAGACGCUGGAGAGGAUGGUCCACCUGGCCCGCCUGGUCCUUCAGGUCCUCAGGGAUUGGCUGGUCAGCGCGGUAUUGUUGGUCUCCCUGGACAGCGUGGCGAGAGAGGUUUCCCCGGUCUGCCUGGACCUUCUGGUGAGCCUGGAAAGCAAGGAGCUUCUGGUGGUCCUGGAGACCGUGGACCCCCUGGACCUGUUGGACCACCUGGACUGACUGGACCUGCUGGAGAGCCUGGCAGAGAGGGCACCCCUGGAUCUGAUGGACCUCCCGGUAGAGAUGGUUCUCCUGGAAAUAAGGGUGAGCGUGGUAACACUGGUCCUGCUGGUGCUCCUGGUGCUCCGGGCGCUCCUGGUGCUUCUGGCCCAGUUGGUCCCACUGGCAAACAGGGAGACAGAGGAGAGCCUGGUCCACAAGGACCUGCUGGAUCUUCAGGACCUGCUGGUGCCCGAGGAAUGCCUGGGCCCCAAGGACCCCGUGGUGACAAAGGCGAGGCAGGAGAAGCUGGUGAAAGAGGACAGAAGGGACACCGAGGCUUCACUGGUCUGCAGGGUCUCCCCGGACCUCCAGGUCAACCUGGAGACCAGGGUGCUACUGGACCUGCUGGACCUGCAGGACAACGUGGACCACCUGGACCCGUUGGCCCUGCUGGAAAAGACGGUUCAAAUGGUCUGCCUGGACCCAUUGGACCCCCUGGACCCCGUGGUCGCAGUGGAGAGACCGGUCCUGCUGGUCCUCCUGGAAACCCCGGACCCCCUGGUCCUCCUGGUCCCCCGGGCCCUGGCAUCGAUAUGUCUGCCUUCGCUGGUCUGGGUCAGACUGAGAAAGGCCCCGAUCCUCUCAGGUACAUGAGAGCCGACCAGGCUUCUGGAAAUCUCCGACAGCAUGAUGCUGAGGUCGACGCCACUCUCAAAUCUCUCAACAACCAGAUUGAGAACAUCCGCAGCCCUGAGGGAUCCAAGAAAAACCCUGCUCGCACCUGCAGAGACCUGAAACUGUGCCACCCUGACUGGAAGAGUGGAGAGUACUGGAUUGAUCCCAAUCAAGGCUGCACCGUAGAUGCUAUUAAGGUCUUCUGCAACAUGGAGACAGGGGAGUCCUGCGUCCACCCCAAGCCUUCCAGCAUCCCUCGCAAGAACUGGUGGACCAGCAAGAGCAAGGACCGCAAACAUGUCUGGUUCGGAGAAAGCAUGAAUGGAGGAUUCCAUUUUAACUAUGGCGAUGACAGCCUGGCGCCCAACACUGCCGCCAUUCAGAUGACGUUCCUGAGACUGCUGUCCACUGAGGCUUCUCAAAACAUCACCUACCACUGUAAGAACAGCGUGGCCUACAUGGACGGCUCGACAGGCAACCUGAAGAAGGCCGUGCUGCUGCAGGGCUCCAAUGACGUGGAGAUCAGAGCCGAGGGCAACAGCCGCUUCACUUACGCUGUGUUGGAAGAUGGCUGCACGAGACACACGGGAAAAUGGGGCAAGACGGUGAUUGAAUACAGAUCACAGAAGACCUCUCGUCUGCCCAUCCUGGACAUUGCACCCAUGGAUAUCGGUGGAGCAGACCAGGAGUUUGGAGUCGAUGUCGGGCCGGUCUGCUUCUUGUAAAGAACGAGGGAUCAAAUUAUCGAGAAAAAAGAAGUGGAGAUUUGAAAAAGAAAAUAACAUGAAAGAGGAGCACACCUCAGAUAAAGGAGGCGAGGAAGAGAAAAAAGAAAAAUCAAGACACUUUUUUUUUAAAUGGGACUUUUUUUCUUAGUAGAAAGUGCUUUUCCAAGUUGAACUCCAUAGGAUAUCUGCACUGAAUGGCACCAGCACCUGUCAUUUGUGAUUCAUCCAGCAUUGCCUCCAGUCAGCUCGCCCCUGCCCACCCCAAACCACGGACUCCCUGUUUUCUCCAAAAAUGCUACCUCCCCACCUGCACCCCUUCUCCCUCCCUGCCAACUAAUCUUUUGCAUAUUCGCGAACAAGAAGGAGGAAGUAUGAGGAGAGUACAGGAGCAUACGUAGGAAUUGGAGAGAGAACAAUGUGUUGGUGUUAUUUAUUUAUUGUUUAGGUUGAGAUCCCUGGUGUGACAGGACUGAGUUUGUUGCUAAGUAUUGAAAAGUGGCUUACACACAAAUAAUUUCCACCAACUCUCUCUCGUACUUCCUCCUCUUUUCUAACCAUCCCAUCGCUCCUGUACAAUAUCCACUAAAGAAUGAAACAACAACAAUCAAGCUGCAAAGAAAGUGCAGGUGUUCCUAUUUCUACUGCCACAGUGUGUCAAAAGUUACUGUGUAUUAUAAAUAAAGUCAAUGGUGCUAUUGUUGUAAAACAGUUUGUAUUUUUUAUCAGCCAGAUACUCACAUUUAGUGACCUGUAUAUAUGUAUAUAUAUGUAUAUGUGUGUAUACAUAUAUAUACAGUUUCUCAGAGAGAGCAUGUCGCCCAGGAUUUUGGAUUUCAGGGUGAUAAAAGUCCCGGCUUGCCCCCCCCUCUUUGCUUCGUGCCUUCGUACAUAAACAAAUAUGGCCCCCUCGUAAAUUUUUACAAUCAAGUCAUGUUCAUUUCUUUAAAAAUUGUUUUCUUUUUCUUUUCCUAACAUUUGUUUUGGUAUGUUAAAGCUACCUCACGCUAAAAAAGAAGAUCUUGACAAGUUGAAACUGAGGCCUUUUCCACCUCAAAUCUUUACAUGUGUGUGACCAACAUGUUGAAGAUUUGAAAAUUUGAUCAUUAAAGCCCAGUCUGCUGCCCCCCACCCGCCCUGACCUUCAUCCCUCUCUGCUUCCUGCCUUCAGUCUCCUCACAGCACGCGCCCUCUGCUUCACACUCACGAUGUAAAGCGUGUUUGACUUUGUUGCUCCGGUCCUACAGCCAGCCAGAGGGUCCAUUUGUGUGAGGAUGUGUAUAUUUUCUAUUAUUAAUAAUAAUAUUAUUAUUAAUAAUAAUAGCAUUAUUAUAUUAUUAUGAUCAUGACUUGUUUUUGUUACGUUUUAAUUAAUGUAAAUUGGAAAUAAAAGACAAAACCAA